This is a messenger RNA of Amphibalanus amphitrite, 3320 nucleotides long. RefSeq names its product delta-1-pyrroline-5-carboxylate dehydrogenase, mitochondrial-like. The transcript has 10 exons. The coding region runs from base 365 to 2017 and encodes 550 amino acids. The record is from RefSeq and is a predicted model, not a curated record. NCBI's taxonomy places the organism in Eukaryota, Metazoa, Arthropoda, Thecostraca, Balanomorpha, Balanidae. Gene Ontology annotation, molecular function: L-glutamate gamma-semialdehyde dehydrogenase (NAD+) activity. Gene Ontology annotation, cellular component: mitochondrial matrix.
AGCCGUCUGCCGUUGCCGACCGCGGGUGCACCGACGAUGCGCCCCUCCCCUCUCUGGUCGGCGGCGCGCCCCACUCCCCUCCAGCCAGCGGCGUCGCGCCGGCGUCACUCGCGGCUCAGUCUGCACGGGUGUAGGUCCAUCCGCCGCGACCCGACCCCAGCCUACAUCUGGCGCGGGCCGGCGGUGUCUGGUGUGAGCGGAGGACUGUACGCAGCAGACGCGGCACUGUCCCACUACUGACCGACCACAGCGGCGGCUGGCGGGGACCGGCUGCGUUGGGCAGCAGAGUCUGACUCAGGAGAGCAUCGAUCGACGGCGGGCAGAGUGCCAGCGGUGAGCGGGGCCCGUCGGAACCGGCGACACCAUGCAGGCGGCGUCAGUGAUUGCGCGACGGGUUGUCGGCCUGAGGGGCUGCACCCAGGUUCGGUGCCUGACCUCUGUGGUGAAGGAUUCUGGACUGCCGGACUUCAAUGUGGUCAACGAACCUCUGCUCGGCUACCUGCCGGGCAGCGCAGAGCUGCAGCAGCUCGAGGCGGCCCUACAGAAGCACGGCGCCACCGUGGCCGAGGUGCCCAUUGUCAUUGGCGAUGAGGAGAUUCGUACCGACCUGGUGCGCUAUCAGCCGCGGCCUCACGACCAUAAAAACCCCGUGGCCAAGUUCUACCACGCCACCCCGGAGAUCGUGCAGAAGGCGAUCGACAACAGUCUGUCGGCGCGUGAGGCGUGGGAAAAGGUGCCCCUGUCGGAGAAGAUCGACAUCUUCCACCGGGCGGCCGACAUGAUGGCCACCAAGUACCGGCAGGACCUGAACGCCACCACCAUGCUCGGCCAGUCCAAGACGGUGGUGCAGGCCGAGAUUGACGCCGCCGCCGAGCUAGUGGAUUUCCUCCGCUUCAACGCCUUCUUCGCCAAGGAGCUGACCAAGUACCAGCCCAUCAGCGAGCACGCCUCGGUCACUAAGAACUCGAUGCGUCUGCGCGGCCUGGAGGGCUUCGUGGCCGCCGUGUCGCCGUUCAACUUCACAGCGAUUGGCGGCAACCUGGCGUCGGCGCCGACACUCAUGGGUAACGUGGUGGUGUGGAAACCGUCCGACACGGCCAUCCUGAGCAACUACACGGCGUACCGGAUCCUGCGCGAGGCCGGUAUUCCGGCCGGCGUCAUCAACUUUGUGCCGGCGGACGGGCCUGUGUACGGCGACACGGUGACAGCGUCUCCGGAGCUGUCCGUCGUCAACUUCACCGGAUCGGUGCCCACAUUCCAGCACCUGUGGAAGCAGGUGGGUAACAACAUCGCCCGCUACCGCGGCUUCCCGCGGCUGAUUGGCGAGUGCGGCGGCAAGAACUACCACUUUGUGCACCCGACGGCCGACGGAGCCACUGUGGCAGCCAGUACCAUCCGCUCGGCGUUCGAGUUCGGCGGCCAGAAGUGCUCCGCCUGCAGCCGGCUCUACGUGCCGCGCAGUCGCUGGGACGAGAUCCGGACUCUGAUGCUGAACAUUCACAAGGACGUCAAGAUCGGUGAUCCGACGAAGAAGGAGAACUUCUUCGGCGCCGUGAUUGAUGAGAAGGCAUUCCAGCGCAUCAAGUCGUACAUCGACCACGCCAAAAACUCGCCGGAUCUGGAUAUUAUCGCCGGCGGAGGCUGCGACGACAGCACUGGUUACUUCAUCGAGCCCACGAUCGUGGUCUGUAAGAACCCGUCCGACAAGAUCAUGCAGGAGGAGAUCUUCGGCCCGGUGCUGAGCGUCUACGUGUACGAGGACGGUCAGGAGGCGGCCACACUGGACCUGAUCGGCCGCUGUCCGUACGGCCUCACCGGAGCCAUCUACAGCCAAGACCAGGCUUUCGCUGAGUUCGCGCUGGAGAAGCUGAAGAUGACGUGCGGCAACUUCUACGUCAACGACAAGUCCACCGGGUCCAUCGUGGGUCAGCAGCCCUUCGGAGGCGGACGCAUCUCAGGUCGGCCUCCUGUUCUCAGUCACUUUUCUUUGGUAACAUGUACUGUGCUUACUGCUUAGUUCUUUGAGGCUCUACGCGUUUUUGUCAUGUUUUGUGCUAAAGGGUGUUUUCUGAAUAAUGUAAAUAGAGUGAAUAACCUUUUGCUCAUGUUAUAUGUUGCAAAUUGAUAUAAUUGAAACUAAAUUGAUAUAUUUCGAUAUUGCACCGUCAUCAGAAUAAGAAUAGCAAUUAAGCAGCGAAACAAAGCUGAUUCAAACGGAAUACAAAACGUGCAUCUUGUGAUAUGGUUCUCGUUGGAUAAGGUCGAUCAGUACGUAUAGGUACAAUCAUUCAGGUGCGUGUCAACAUUUGCACAUUAUACAUGAUAAUGCUUUCAAAUAUACACAAUGAACAUAAUGCCAAAAAAUACAUAUGCGUUUACAAUAUACAUACUUUACAUAAUAGAUGGAUACAUAGAUAGAUGGAUACAUACUUUACAUAAUAGAUGGAUACAUACAUAUGCGCAUACAAUAUACAAUAUACAUAAUAGAUACAUACAUAAUAUGUAUAUACAAUAUACAUAAUACACAUAAUAUAUAGUUGUCCAUUGUUCUCAUACAUACUCAAUAGAUACAUACAUAAUAUGUAUAUACAAUAUACAUAAUACACAUAAUAUAUAGUUGUCCAUUGUUCUCAUACAUACUCAUGACAUGACAAUGCUAUACAAUAGGUAUGUUACGCUGGAGCUACCGGAGCCACUGGGGGUGUGUAUGGCGGGGGAUUGAGGAGAGGCCAUGAUGAGGUUUGUGUGUUGAGGUGGGGUCGCUGGUUUCUGAUUUCGAUUGACUCGGCUAUUUUGAGGUUUGGUACAUCUUUGCAAACUUUUUCGAUCGACACGCUAAACGACUCGGGCCCUACUAUGCUGGUUGGGUGUGUCCUAGCUACAUGAUCUCCGAGUGGAGUGUCCUUGGUUUGGUUUUUUGCGUCCCUCAAAUGCUCGUGAAACCGCUCCCGGAUGCGUCUUUUUGUUUCUCCUAUGUAAAUACUAGUUUUGUCUUGGCACAUGUUACACACGAUUUUGUACACAACGUUUUUGGUGUGGCAGCGACCAGGCAGCCCCGCCUCACAAGUGUGACAUUUCCUUGUACCUGCCGGGCAGGGAGGACUUUGCAUGGCUGACCUGGUGAGGUGUUGCGCUAGUGUUUUCCCACUGGUCCAAGCGACCCGCGCAUUCAAACCCGAGCCCCUGAAGACUCCAUCCACCCGUCGUGCUAGGGUUUCGUCGAUGUAUGGGAGUGUGAUAUAUGUAGGUUCGUUUUUUGUUCUGUUUUUUGCUCUGUUUCUGCCGUUUUGCUCGCUACUAAAUAGAACCCGAUGUUUAGU